Epinephelus lanceolatus (giant grouper) is the source of this 2159-nucleotide messenger RNA. RefSeq names its product spastin. NCBI's taxonomy places the organism in Eukaryota, Metazoa, Chordata, Actinopteri, Perciformes, Serranidae. The record is from RefSeq and is a predicted model, not a curated record. Gene Ontology annotation, molecular function: ATP hydrolysis activity; ATP binding; microtubule severing ATPase activity. Gene Ontology annotation, cellular component: microtubule cytoskeleton.
UUUUUGUGUCCCGGAGAGAAAAACGAAAAGUAGGGUUUUUUUAAUUUAUUUUAUUUUUUCUCACACUCACUGGACCCCAAAGGAUCGUUCAAAAGCUCAGUGACAGAUCAGGUUUUGUUUUUUUUUUUUUCUAUCAUAUAAAAUUCAUUAAUUAUUAGUAGUGAGGCUAUUAGUUGUUAUUAUCAGUUAUUAACAGUUAUUUUUUCUGCUGUUUCUCCUCCCCCCGCCUGACAAGUACCGAACAGUCCCUAAACACAAAGCAGCAGCAGCCGUUUAUCUGAACGGUGAGCAGCGGCUCUCUGGCUGAACCGGACCGGGAUGCUGUGAUAUGGCCGUGAAUGAGUCCCGGGGGAAGCAGGCAGUGGACCGGCAGCUCCGCGGGGCCGGCGGACAGAGCCGCCGCUGGUGACGGUGCCGCCGUUACCGGUACCGGAAAGCUGGGCGCGCUGUGGUCCGUGUCCUCCCCGCUGUUGGCCGCGCUGUCCCUGCUCCGGUCGCUCCUCUGCGGGCUGUGGAGCCGCACCGUGGCCGCUGUCAGAGCCGCGGAGCAGCCCGGCGGCAGCGGGAGCCCGGAGCGAGGCCAGCGGGUCAGGAGCCACCACGGGCGGGCCUUCGAGUUCAUCUCUGCGGCACUGAGGAUCGAUGAGGAUGAGCAAGGUGACAAGCAGCAGGCGGUGUGCUGGUACCAGCGAGGGAUCAGCGAGCUGGAGAAAGGCAUCGCCAUCCAGAUCUCAGGAAGCGGAGAGAAAUAUGAGCGAGACAGACGGCUGCAGAACAAGAUGACCACCAACCUGAUCAUGGCGAAAGACCGACUGCAGUCUUUAGCCACGGUGCUCUCCAGGUCCAGAGCUCAGACGGACAUUAACACUGACAGCACUAACCACGCCCACCUGCGCUCAGCAGGUGGCGCUGUCUCGAGGAAGAGAGACUCUGUUAAUCCAGCAGCAUCCAGCCGACUAAAGACCUCCUCCUCCUCCUCCUCCUCCUCGGCAGGCCUCCAUCGCUCAUCAAACCUCAGCUCCCAGCGCCGCCCCGCCCACACUAACAGGAACAGUAAGGGUAGAAACUGUCGCCGCGCCGUUAAAGUCAGCUCCCCAACGUCGACGCCGCUGAAGAAGAAACACACAAAGAACCUGAAAAACGUAGACGAGAAACUCGCCAACCUCAUUCUGAACGAGAUUGUUGACAGCGGUUCAUCCGUCAGGUUCGAAGACGUUGCCGGUCAGGAUUUGGCGAAGCAGGCGCUGCAGGAGAUCGUCAUCCUGCCGGCGCUGAGACCCGAGCUGUUUACAGGACUGCGGACUCCAGCCAGAGGUCUUCUUCUGUUCGGUCCGCCCGGUAACGGCAAGACGAUGCUGGCGAAAGCUGUGGCAGCUGAAUCCAACGCCACCUUCUUCAACAUCAGCGCCGCCAGUUUAACCUCCAAAUAUGUGGGUGAAGGCGAGAAGCUGGUUCGAGCUCUGUUCUCUGUGGCCCGAGAGCUGCAGCCCUCCAUCAUCUUCAUCGAUGAAGUGGACAGUCUGCUGUGUGAACGGAGGGAGGGCGAACACGACGCCAGCCGACGCCUCAAGACUGAAUUCUUCAUUGAGUUUGACGGGGUCCAGUCAGGAGGUGAUGACCGGGUUUUGGUGAUGGGAGCCACCAACAGGCCUCAGGAGCUGGACGAGGCCGUUCUCAGACGUUUUGCUAAGCGCGUGUACGUCGCUCUGCCAGUUGAGGAGACUCGCUUCAAGCUGCUGAAGAACCUGUUGGAGAAACACAGCAACCCGCUGACACACAGAGAGCUGCGCCAGCUGAGCAGGAUGACGGAGGGUUACUCCGGCAGUGACCUCACCUCACUGGCUAAAGAUGCCUCCCUGGGACCAAUCAGAGAGUUGUGUCCAGAACAAGUGAGGAACAUGGACGCCAGCGAGAUCCGAAACAUUUGUUUCAGAGACUUUGUUGAAUCUCUGAAGAAGAUUAAGAGAAGCGUCGGUGCUCAGACUCUGGAGCUUUAUGUCCGCUGGAACAGAGACUACGGAGACACUGCAGCUGUUUGAACUCUACACAAACAGACUUCUGAUAAACCUCGUUUUUAAUCAACAGUGUACAAUUUAUGUAGUUUUGCACGAAUGUUUCUACAAAAUAAAGAAACCUCCUCUUGUAUAUUUUGUUUCUUA